Letharia columbiana is the source of this 3120-nucleotide messenger RNA. RefSeq lists its product as uncharacterized. Bases 1 to 3120 code for a protein of 1039 amino acids. Lineage: Eukaryota; Fungi; Ascomycota; Lecanoromycetes; Lecanorales; Parmeliaceae. The transcript has a single exon. The record is from RefSeq and is a predicted model, not a curated record.
AUGCUUGUAAAGAUCAAACCAGAAAGCACAAGAUCUAGGGCAAGAGAGGAGAGUGUGCUCCCGUCAGGCAACCCUCAGGCUCCAGGACUGUCAGCGGAAGCUGCAGCACGAAUUGCGAAUUCGCAACCCCGGAAAAUCUGUGAAAACCCGCCAGAUCAAGAGACUGCUGGGUUGAAGGUCUCUAUUCCGGAUCCAGAUUCGGUCGUGCCGCAAGCUCUGGACGCUAACAACGUCGGACCUAUCGAUAAGAUGGCUAAUGCAUCGGACGAUGUAGAAAUGGAGUCGCAUGAAGCAAACGAGUUGAUUUCUUCCUCGGAUGAUAAAAGUGUGCAUCAGCGACUGAAAGACGGUAUCCCCGAUGACCCUGGAUCUAUCGCUGAGUGCGAACAUAGGCAUUCAACAGGAACGGUUCUCGACGGAAACGAGGGUUUGAUAGCUUCAAAGUUUCACCACUCGAUCAACGCCAAGCUGGCACUCAUAGAAUCUCAGGUGCUUGAGGCUUUGUCAGCGGGCGAAGCAGGCCAGUACCGCGCUUCGAUCAAGAUUCAGUGGAACGUCUUGGGUUUCAUGAAUGACCAAUUCCGUGAGGAUGACUUUCCAAAUUCAGCUUUGAGUCCCGUUGUUACAAUAAGUGGGUCUGCACAGCACGCUCAAGCGACGACCUGCUCAGAGUAUAUACAACAAAACUGGCCUGCACAUGGUUCGAAAGUUCUGGAUGCCCUACAGGCUGCUUUGGAUAGCCCUUCCCACACGUCACAGUCUAAAAUUUGUGAUCGUAUUGAUGACGGAAAUAUUUCUAGAGACGGUGCACCCUCCAGUCAUGCUGAGCUUGAGUUCCAAGUCACUCGCGGUUCUAUGUCUCUCUACAUCACAUCCGGAAAUCCAGACAUCGUUGUGGACGUUGUCCAGCAGCUGGCAUGGAUGGGGGCCGCACUCCGAACGUCCGGAGAUGGUCGAAUUGAAUAUUGUGAUUCAAAGCUGGAGGCAGUCCUGAGAGCUAGAGGAGUGGCACCGGCCAUUUUGAACCUUACUUUUGACAUGAACUCGCCUAGUGGCGAAGACCAAAGUUGUUGGUUUCCACUAUUCACGAACCCCGUCAUUGCCUAUGGAUUUCCAACAGUCCACAGAAACGACCAUGAAGUGGGACUCGAGAUUCCGCUAGAAAUGAUGGCUGCUCUUGGUGGCGCAAGACACGCGGUGGAUUUCGAAGGCGGCUUGGUGUUGAAAGGGUAUUCGGUCUUAUUUGUACCCAUACGUGUCCACGAGGAGUCCGUCCAAUGGCAUUUGAUAUGUGCUCGGGACGAGGAGCGAAUCCCGUAUCGCGAAGCAUCAGUGCAAUGCCCGAAUCGAGUCUUUUUGAAGGACCUCAAUCAUGAGGCACUUAGGACUACGCGUGCGUAUCUUGGAUGGUGGAAAGAGGCCGAAACCCACCUUGGAACCUCAGACGCCGACUACAAGAGCAUUGACUGGUCGAAAGCGAAGGAAGCCGGCCCGCCUCCAAGACUCACCGGUGGGACUUUAGGUGUCUCGAGAAUAAUCUCUGCUCAAGUGAAUUUUGUAUUGGGUGCAAAAGACGGCUCGUUUCAUUACUCGCAGCAUGAGCCAUUUCAAAAGACAGUCGAUCGUUCAGAGAAUCUCCCGGUAGUUCUUUAUGAUGAAAAGGAUCGAAGAUCUUGGCUAGUUCCAGCCCUCCCAGUCAUACUGCACAUCAUCCAGCUGCGGCACCAUAUUAAACCUUUCGUUGUCGACGGGGAAAAAGUUAAGAUUUCUCCCUUAGACCCUUCACAGCAGGGAUUUGCUGCUAGGGAAGCAGUCACCAAGAACAAGUCGCAGAAGCUGUUCGACUGUGAGUCGAAUGAAGAGAAGGAGUACUGCUUCAGAGACGCUGUGUUGGAUACCUGGUCUAUUCUGGACCGUCUCAUGGAAAGGGAAGCAACAACGCAAGCUACUCCCGGAAUGGCCAUCCAUGCCACAUGGCAGAGCACCUUGCACGGAUGGGAGUUCAGAGCCGUUGCUGAUGAGGACAGGCAUCUCAAACAGAAGUCACAGAUUCUUGAAAAAUCUGCUGGACGAUGGUACGACCUUGUUGAAGAUGUCGAUGCUGUUGUACUUUUUGCAAGCGGAUUGGGCGAUAUCAUUAAGCCUGGAUCUGGUUUGGGUGGACUGUGCCGGAAGUGGAGAAGCCUCCCAAAGGAUAAGGAUUACCUUGCCGUCGGCGUUUCAAUGCUAAGGAUGUUCUACGCAAAAGCCGGACACCGCCAGGAUCAGCAAUACCUAACCUCUGCGAAGCUCCAAUGGCAUCGAGGCUCCAUGCUUUUUGAGCCAUGCGCUGGCGUCAGUUCGAAUCGCUGCAAGUGCGACCGUUUACAGCAGGUAUACCACGACUCGUACAAAAUAAUCGGGCAUAGAAUCCCACACGGCAAGCUCGAAGCCAACGGUUGUGUGGUAUUUGGUCAAGCCCAUCACCCACUCAAGCUCCCCCAAAGCGUCGCCUGGAGACAAAACACUGUCCAUAUGUUACCCAACACUUCCAUUCAGGAUGGGAAAACCACCAAGAAGACUUCAACAGAAGAUGAUGGCUCACUAUCACCGUCUCCUCCAACAUCGGUCUCCCCUGAACGUGAAGAAGUCAAUGGAAAUGCAAUCUGGAGCCCACAACGACGGCCGUCGCCACUGAGUUUCACUGACCAUCUGGUGCAAGAAAAAGCGAUUGCAUCAGAGAGAAGACGUAAGACUCCACACAUGCAGGCGUCGAGUUUCGACAUGUGCAAGGGACCCAACGACAGCAAUGACCAAAUAUCGUUGUCUGACGACUGUGCAACAUGUCCCCUGGAAUAUCAGUCGAUACUCAGAUAUGAUAAUCUGUCGAACGGACAAUAUUCGGGAUGCAGAGAGACUAUCCACGCUCCCAAAGCUGAAGACGCUCCACCACAUGCCCCAAAGACUCGAAGUCACAAAGCGAAGAUCAAAAACUAUAGCCAUCGUGGUGGCUGUUCAUGUACGACUUGUUCCACAGGAUCUUUUGAGCCACCAGAAAGCAUGGAGCUUGUCAACACCGUCAAGGGCAUUCGAAGGAAUUCAACGAAUAUAGCAAAAAUGCCAAACAGACAGCUAGUGUGA